GCAGACGGCACGCCGUAGCAAUUCAAGAAAAAUUUCUAAUUAAACGUACGUGGUCUCAAGUAAAUAACAAUAAUGGCUGAAAAUUUAGAGCCAUUGGCGCCGAAUCUGCAAAACUUGGUGGAGCAGGAAUCGCUGAAAUGGAUCUUUGUCGGUGGCAAAGGCGGUGUGGGAAAGACAACCUGCAGCUCCAGCCUGGCCGUGCAAUUAGCAAAAGUACGCGAAUCGGUACUUAUUAUCUCCACAGAUCCUGCACAUAAUAUAUCAGAUGCUUUCGAUCAGAAGUUCACGAAAGUGCCGACCAAGAUUAAUGGUUUUGACAACUUAUACGCGAUGGAGAUUGAUCCUAAUGCCGGACUCAAUGAACUGCCCGAGGAGUACUUUGAUGGAGACAACGAAGCUUUGCGCGUUAGCAAGGGCGUUAUGCAGGAGAUGAUAAAUGCGCUGCCUGGUAUUGAUGAGGCCAUGAGCUAUGCGGAGGUUAUGAAAUUGGUCAAGGGCAUGAACUUCUCAGUGGUCGUUUUCGAUACGGCCCCCACAGGACACACGUUGCGCCUGAUAGCCUUCCCGCAGGUUGUGGAGAAAGGUCUGGGAAAGUUGUUACGUCUGAAGAUGAAGGUGGCGCCGCUUCUCACACAGUUUGUGUCGAUGCUAGGCAUGGCCGAUGUGAAUGCGGACACUCUAUCGCAAAAGCUGGACGAUAUGCUUCGCGUUAUAACACAAGUCAACGAACAGUUUAAAAAUCCAGAUCAAACAACAUUCGUUUGCGUGUGCAUUGCGGAAUUCUUUUCCCUGUAUGAAACAGAGCGUCUUGUCCAGGAGCUGACCAAAUGCGGCAUCGAUGUACACAAUAUAAUUGUGAAUCAGUUACUCUUUAUGAAGAAGGCCCAAAACUCUUGCAGCAUGUGCGCUUCCCGCUAUAAGAUUCAAGAGAAGUACUUGGAUCAAAUUGCCGAUUUAUAUGAAGAUUUUCAUGUUACAAAACUACCAUUGCUUGAGAAGGAAGUGCGUGGUCCAGACAGCAUUAAAGCAUUUUCAGAAAACCUAAUGACACCAUAUAGUCCAGAAGAGACCAAAAGGUCGAAUGAGUAAAAACUGCGGCACAGUAAUUUAAGAUAUUGAAGAACUCUAUGUGUAUAUGUAUGGGAGAAAAUAAAUCCACUUGUGGUUUUAGGACCGUUAUACAAA
Messenger RNA from Scaptodrosophila lebanonensis, 1185 nucleotides. RefSeq names its product ATPase ASNA1 homolog. The transcript has 4 exons. Gene Ontology annotation, cellular component: GET complex. Lineage: Eukaryota; Metazoa; Arthropoda; Insecta; Diptera; Drosophilidae. Gene Ontology annotation, molecular function: ATP binding; ATP hydrolysis activity. Gene Ontology annotation, biological process: post-translational protein targeting to endoplasmic reticulum membrane. Bases 73 to 1089 code for a protein of 338 amino acids. The record is from RefSeq and is a predicted model, not a curated record.